Molecule: messenger RNA, 222 nt
Organism: Prunus armeniaca (apricot)
Lineage: Eukaryota; Viridiplantae; Streptophyta; Magnoliopsida; Rosales; Rosaceae
Source: the annotation of a GenBank genome assembly
AUGCCGACUGAGGAUAGCCAUGAUACUCAGCACCAUACCCCCCGCGAGGGUACCUCCCGAAGGAAACCUUCAGUAGAUGCUAAUCUUCAGGCAGAGCUGGAGAGCUUCCGCGCCAGUGUCACCAAGAUGUUCGAGAAAUAUGACCAUCUUCAUGCCAAAAACGUUGAGCUCGAGCAUGACUACCACACGCUGAAGCAUAAGUGGGAGAUGAAUCAGGCCUAG